Molecule: messenger RNA, 386 nt
Organism: Bactrocera dorsalis (oriental fruit fly)
Lineage: Eukaryota; Metazoa; Arthropoda; Insecta; Diptera; Tephritidae
Product: cecropin-1-like
Exons: 2
Coding region: 77-268 (63 amino acids)
Biological process (GO): antibacterial humoral response; defense response to Gram-negative bacterium; defense response to Gram-positive bacterium
Cellular component (GO): extracellular region
Source: RefSeq, a predicted model, not a curated record
UGAUCAAUAAACAUAAUUCGAACGUUAAAGAAUAGAGAACUUCUCAACGGCCGUAAAAUAAACUCACACUAACAAAAUGAACUUCAACAAAAUUUUUGUUCUUCUGGCCGUGUUCAUUGCUGUCUUCGCCGCACAAACCGAGGCAGGAUGGUUGAAAAAGAUUGGCAAGAAAAUUGAGCGCGUGGGUCAACAUACACGAGAUGCCACCAUCCAGACCAUCGCUGUGGCGCAACAGGCAGCCAAUGUUGCAGCAACUGUAAAAGGUUAAACUGAAGCUGUGUGGAAGUUGCAACAAAAGCCUUUAUGUACCUUAAUUAAGUUUAAUAUUUAUUUAUUUAGAUAAUUUUGUGACAGAAAUACAGAAAUAAAGUUGAGAAUGAAAUCAA